AUCACGUAACCCAGCAGAGCACGUAUGCUGCAAGAUAGGUGUACCGCGUUUCCAGCACAAAUACACGUGUAUGCUUAGUAGAGAUCUCUCCACGACAUGGGCAGUCACUACAUACUCUACAUCACAUGUGGUGCACAAGAGUACUGUACAAGCACUUUGUUGGUGUUGGUGUUGUUGAUGUUAUUGUUCAUCGUCACGGCGAGUAAUUGCAUACUGCCCUACACUAACACACUUACAUAUGUACAGACAUCCAUAGUCAGAAGAGGCCAACCCUGCUGUCCCUCUUCGAACCUGCUCCUAAGAUACAUUAACAGCAACAUCCUCCAGGAUUUGAGCUACACCACCUGUGUACUUAUUUGUGUACUCAACUGCGGCUAUGAAUCGACAAACAAGGCAACGAAAAUGGGAUCAAGGAACAUCCUUAGCUACUCACAUCGUCUCGCCAUCCCCGAGAUUAGUUAUCCCUAGUAUACGCAAGGGAAAUCGUUCGGUCCCGUACCGUAGGUACAGUAGGUAGGUACCUAGGUAGGCAAUUCGCACACACGUGACAUCUUCAAUGGAACAAAAAACGAAAACCAUCCCAUCUCCAAAAAAGACUCGCUUCAGCUCUCAUCCU
Xylaria bambusicola is the source of this 616-nucleotide messenger RNA. RefSeq lists its product as uncharacterized. Bases 97 to 468 code for a protein of 123 amino acids. The record is from RefSeq and is a predicted model, not a curated record. Lineage: Eukaryota; Fungi; Ascomycota; Sordariomycetes; Xylariales; Xylariaceae. The transcript has 4 exons.